CAUAGAUCGGCGUGGAAGUUUGAACCGGCUUGGGGAUACCGCAGAGUUAAAUGCGUUUCAAGUCAGCAGAUUUCUUUUUUUUUUAACAUUAUCAUAGUGUUCAUAAUUUCAUCCAAAGACCGUGUUUCGCGCGAGGCAAUCCCACUCUCCGCAGACUCCCAAUUGACAAAGUGGAAAAGUAGUCGGGAAUCGCGGAUUGGUCGCCUGGCAACCAAUAAACUCGAGGCUCCGACGCGCAUUCCCGUCGCGGAAUCGGGAUAAAAAGUUUGAGGGGGUUGUUUGAGCAAAGUUUUGCGCCUCGGAGGGAGGGUGUAAAUAAUAACGAUUACCGUAAAGGGGGGGAAAAUGACCGACGCAGAAGUACAAGGAGCUCCGCUGUCAGCGCCGGUGACCGAGCAAUCACAGCCGGAGAGAAGAGUGAUUGCUACUUUGGUGCAAGGAACCGUGAAAUGGUUUAAUGUGCGAAAUGGAUAUGGCUUUAUCAACAGAAAUGAUACCAAAGAGGAUGUUUUUGUCCACCAGACUGCUAUUAAGAAGAAUAACCCUAGAAAAUUCCUUAGGAGUGUGGGGGAUGGGGAGAUUGUUGAGUUUGACGUGGUUGAGGCUGCCAAGGGCUCAGAAGCUGCCAACGUGACGGGCCCAGGUGGAGUGCCAGUCAAAGGGAGCCGCUAUGCCCCCAACAAGCGCAGGUUCCGCAGGCGUUUCUUCCCGCGCGGCGCCCGACCCUUGUCGUCCGAAGGGAGGCCUGAGGAGGCUUCCACUGGCCCUGCCUCUGAGGGGGAGGGGGUUGGAGAAGAUGGGGUGCCCAAGCCAGGGUCACGUCGCCGUCGGCAGCGCAGGCCAAUGGAUGCGCAGCCAGGCGAGGGACAAGUGGGUGAGCAGAAGAGUGAAAUGGUGGAUGGUGUUCAACAGAGGCCACCACCACCACGUAGGUUCAGACCGCGAUACCGAAGGCCAUUCCGUCCUCGUCCUCCAGCUGGAGAGGUUCAGCCAGUGGCAACAUCUGCAGAGGGCCAGAAGGAGGCUCUCAAAGAGGUCCAGGACGGUGGAGAGCGGGGUGAUUCACAGGCCCAGAAGCCCCGCCGACAGUUCAGCCGACGCAGACAAAGGAACUCUGACUCCACUGCCUCUAAAGAUGAUGCAGAAAAGUCUGACAAAGCAGAAGCUACCUCCCCGUCUCAGUCUUCGAAGCCCACUGAUGUCAAAUCCUCCCCAAAGUCCUCCCCGAAACAACAGUCCCAGAAAGCCUCCCCCAAAACAGUGGAGGACCCUGAAGCAACUGUUGCUACAUCUGUGGAGUGACUGCCAUGAUCUGGAAGGAAUCAAAUUACCCCGGCAAGAGGUGGGGACUCCUUGAGAUAAACGGAUGUUAUUUCAAGGGAGGGCAGUACAGCUGUAGCUAAAAUGCACUGGAUGGUUUAAGAGUACAUGUCCAGUUCUCUUGAUCAUCUUUUUUUUUUUUUUUUUUCUUUUUAAUUCCACCCCCCCCCCUUAAGUGUGAUCUCAAACAUUAAAAUUAAUUCCAAAUUUCUUCACUAAUAUAAUAAAGCUAUUUGUUUAACAGAUGAGCCUGAUUUCAGAAGUUAAUUAGUCGUUCCUUUUUAAAUAUAAGAAUUUGACAUUAGAAAAUCGACCCAAAUUUAAAACUCUGAAGCCACUAAAUUUGUAAAAGUGGUUUAAUUUGUCAUUAAGGUGAUGAGUAUGUCUCACACUGAAAUUUGUGGCUGAAUUAUUAAAGCUUUCCUACCCUUAUUGUGGUGUGACAAAGUAAAUGCACCCCUGAGAAGUUAUAAAUUUGAGCCUCAGCCCAUACAUUGCAGUAAGGUAACCCAUCAAUAUGUACAAAUCUAAAAUUAUAGAAAAUAUGUAUUCAGACAGAAAAUGACAUUUGU
Molecule: messenger RNA, 1892 nt
Organism: Electrophorus electricus (electric eel)
Lineage: Eukaryota; Metazoa; Chordata; Actinopteri; Gymnotiformes; Gymnotidae
Source: RefSeq, a predicted model, not a curated record